AUGGAUAAUGCCUCUAAAGACAUCCUUGCGGCUGUUCCCGAGGAGCAAUACGGGAGAUAUCGUAUUUCUAGCGAGAUUCUUAAUAUUACGCUAUCGAUGCCUGGUAUUAAGAACCUGGCUAUCGUUGACCUUCCGGGUCUGAUCGGCGACGACGAUGAUACGGGGGCCAAGGAACAGAUUGAAUCUAUUACUAGGAUGUUUAUUAGGCGUCACGACUCGCUUGUUGUUACGGUUAUUCCAGCCGCCUCCGACGCUGGCGGGGUGGAUACGGCGGCACGGACACUGCGUGACCCAGCCGAGAAGAACUUCUACGAUCGCUCCGUCUGCGUCAUUACUAAGCCCGAUGUUGCGAAUCUACACGUGGCCACUGAGCAGGCGAAAGCUUGGAAGAAUGCUUUGACCUUUAGAUACAUGCACUCGACUUUACACAGCAAGAUUGUCGAACACUUGUCAGAUAACAACCGCUCGGUGAAUCAGAUCAAGGACGGUAAAGUUGGUCCUACGUUGCUACGGCCGGCAACUGCUCGCCAGGAACAGUUUUUUGUCGAUGAUUUGAUACAGUAUGCAUUCCGAAAUCGAAGCUUUAUCUGCCCCGAGGAGUUCGGCCCCAGAGGUGCAUCUGUACGCCCUCACGCACUUCACCGCGACGCCGCUCCCACUCCGCCAAAAGAAUGGCUAAAAUGGCCGGUAGAUCAAUGGACCACUGAGAAACAAGAGAUUGAUUUUUUCGUCCAAAAGCUAAAGGACCAAAUGGGUCCCGAAGGUCAGGCUCAGGUCAAUCAUCGCUUUGUUGAGGACCUAUAUCGCUAUAUGUCGGUCAGAUUCCAUGAUAUUGCGGAGCACCAUCGCCUGGUGAUUAUGAGUACAAUCCGCCGCUACUUUGAAGAGACUAUCCUGUACUUCCUCGAAAAUCCGUAUGGUGACACGAUUCACAAGCCUUUUAUCAACGCGGAAAAGUUGGCCCAUAGAUUUUACAGCUCUUACAUUGAUGGCGAUGUGGUCAAACGCGGUUCGGAGGCCAAAGCAGAGCUCAAACGACUGGAGCUUGACCGCAAAGACAUUAUGCUCAGCAUCGAUGCUGAAGCCUACAAGGACAGAAUUGGCUUCAGAAACCUUAAACGUUUUAAGGAGUUACACAGAGCCUCCAUAGUUUUGGCUGCGACUGCAUUGACAAGCCACGAUCCUGAGCCAGCGGACCAGGAGAAACACGCCAGGGCAGCCGGAAUGUUCGAGGAGAGGGAUAUUCUCGCCUCCAAUGCGGAAGAAAAUGCCUACGUCGCGUAUAAGACUUACCAACGAGGGAGAUACGUUUGGGGCCAGAACGUGAUCUAUUAG
Colletotrichum abscissum is the source of this 1335-nucleotide messenger RNA. RefSeq lists its product as uncharacterized. The record is from RefSeq and is a predicted model, not a curated record. Lineage: Eukaryota; Fungi; Ascomycota; Sordariomycetes; Glomerellales; Glomerellaceae. Bases 1 to 1335 code for a protein of 444 amino acids. The transcript has 2 exons.